This is a messenger RNA of Gorilla gorilla gorilla (western lowland gorilla), 4986 nucleotides long. It is a transcript of the gene RS1, whose product is annotated as retinoschisin 1. Gene Ontology annotation, cellular component: plasma membrane. NCBI's taxonomy places the organism in Eukaryota, Metazoa, Chordata, Mammalia, Primates, Hominidae. The transcript has 6 exons. Gene Ontology annotation, molecular function: signaling receptor activity. The coding region runs from base 41 to 715 and encodes 224 amino acids. The record is from RefSeq and is a predicted model, not a curated record.
AGUUCAGUAAGGUAGAGCUUCGGCCGAGGACGAGGGGAAGAUGUCACGCAAGAUAGAAGGCUUUUUGUUAUUACUUCUCUUUGGCUAUGAAGCCACAUUGGGAUUAUCGUCUACCGAGGAUGAAGGCGAGGACCCCUGGUACCAAAAAGCAUGCAAGUGCGAUUGCCAAGGAGGACCCAAUGCUCUGUGGUCUGCAGGUGCCACCUCCUUGGACUGUAUACCAGAAUGCCCAUAUCACAAGCCUCUGGGUUUCGAGUCAGGGGAGGUCACACCGGACCAGAUCACCUGCUCUAACCCGGAGCAGUAUGUGGGCUGGUAUUCCUCGUGGACUGCAAACAAGGCCCGGCUCAACAGUCAAGGCUUUGGGUGCGCCUGGCUCUCCAAGUUCCAGGACAGUAGCCAGUGGUUACAGAUAGAUCUGAAGGAGAUCAAAGUGAUUUCAGGGAUCCUCACCCAGGGGCGCUGUGACAUCGAUGAGUGGAUGACCAAGUACAGCGUGCAGUACAGGACCGAUGAGCGCCUGAACUGGAUUUACUACAAGGACCAGACUGGAAACAACCGGGUCUUCUAUGGCAACUCGGACCGCACCUCCACGGUUCAGAACCUGCUGCGGCCCCCCAUCAUCUCCCGCUUCAUCCGCCUCAUCCCGCUGGGCUGGCACGUCCGCAUUGCCAUCCGGAUGGAGCUGCUGGAGUGCGUCAGCAAGUGUGCCUGAUGCCUGCCUCAGCUCGGCGCCUGCCAGGGGGUGACUGGCACAGAGCGGGCCGUAGGGGACCCCCUCACACACCGCCGAGAUGGACAGGGCUAUAUUUCGCAAAGCAAUUGUAACUGCAGUGCUGGGUAGAUAAUUUUUUUUUUUUUUAAGAUAUAGCUUUCUGAUUUCAAUGAAAUAAAAAUGAACUUAUUCCCCACUCAGGGCCAGAGAAAGUCAGAACAAAGAAAAUGUCCCCGAAACGAAUUUUCUUACAAAAGCCUAAGUAGCAGGGGUAAUUUUCUGCUCAUUUUUUGUCUCAGUGAUAUUGUGAAAGGUGCAGUCUCAGGGGAACACAAAGCAGCCCUGAUAAUUUGAAAAUUCAUUUGCUUUACCACAUUCAAGACAGAAACAUACAGUUUCCUAAAGCCUGGCUUUGAAUGCAGAAGGGAGCAGCUCCUCCUAGUUAAGUUUCCACUAAAUCAUCGCCAAAGAGGACUUCAGAGCCCUGGGGAGGCAGCUGAGGGUCUCAAGGGUGACUGGGUGGCAGGGAUGAGUGCGGUGGGUGAGAAUCCCGGUGCCCUGAGAGGCUAUACGUGACAAAUGACCAAAAGCCCAAGGUAGGGGAGUUUCCUUUGCUCGCAGUUCUUAUCUUCAAGGCAGAUCUGGGCUUCCACCCUCAUGAACACAGGGAUUGGGGAGGGACCAGAGCGCCCAAUACACACAGCUCCAUUAUGCAAUCCAUUCCAGCAAAUUCCCCGUGUCUGUGGUCACCAUUUAGGUGAUCAUACAGGACAGGCUGCACAUCUAAGUAUAUGUAGGGACCCCAAAUGACCACAACACAGUACAAUUGCCCUUUACCUAGGGCUACCAUUUCCUAGCAAACCAAACAUAGUUCGAGAACAGCUGGCCCAGGAGCUACCACUGGCUACUCAGAGGAGGCUCAUUAGCUGGCUACAUGCUUCGCAGGAAGUGGGAAGGACUCACAUGAUAAAAAGGACCAUGUAGCUUUUUCCCUGAAAGCUUCUCACCCUCCACCCUCUGCCUUGCAAUACGCAAACUGCGCCUGCUCCUGAAAAGCUCUCUGGGAAGAAAUGGGCCUGGCUUUCCGUUCCUGGAGGCGGCGCCUUAGAUUGGGAGGCCUCAUUGGCCACUUAGAGCCCAGCCUGAGUUUCCAGGCCCCUUCCUGGGAGAGGCUGUUAACACGGGGGAGGGUCAGGAGAGGGGCAGGAGAGGGAUAUGGAGAGCAGGUGGUGGAAUCAGAGGACGAGGCUGCUCUAAAGACUGUCCUGGCCCCAGACACAGGGUAGUCUUUGCUAGCAGCUCAUUUCCGAGUUACUUUUCAUUUUCAAAUGCCAAGGCAAGUGACUAGACUCGCGCUAAUACAGUCCUGGACAACACAUUCACCUUUUCUGUGAACAGGCAGCCUUCUAAAAGCCCCAAACAUCCUUCUUGAUGCUUUGGGGGCUCAAUUAUUUUAUAUCCAACCCAGCAUCUUUCUAGUCCCUAUGCUGUGUGCUUGAACUUCGGAAAAUGCUUUUCCCUGCCCAAUCUUCUCUCAAAUAUAAACACAUCACACAGGGUGUUGGGGGUGGGGGGACUUAUCCCUGGCCUUAGGACACAGGACAAAUCUAUUUUGGAUAGAAAUGCCUGAACAGAGACCCUUAUUUGGAAAGGUGAAUUAACUUUGGUCACGACAUGGACUGUCAGACAAAAUGGCAGUAUCCUAAGAGUUAAGGCACAUCAAACACAGGAGUCGAGAGAGUGCAGUUCGGGGAAAAAGGAGAGGAGGAAACAGUGAGGCAGGGAGAAAGGCUUUCCAAAUAAGAGUUCAUGUUGGAAACUUUUGUCACGGCUUUAUUGAGAUUAAGUUCACAUACAAUUUGUAUCCAUUUAAAGUGUACAAUUUGAUGACUUUUGGUAUAUUCAGAGUUGUGCAACCAUUAUCACUAGAUCAAUUUUAGAAAGUUUAUCACCCCAAAGAGAAAUCCUGCACCCAUCAGCCAACACUCCCCAACCCAUCGACCACCCCAAGCCCUCUGCAACCACGAAUCGACUGUCUCUAUAGAUUGGCCUUCUGGACAUAUUACAUAAAUGAAAUCAUAUAGUAUGUGGUAUUUCGUGACUGGCUUCUUUCACUUAGCAUAGUCUUUUAAAGUUCAUCCACGUUAUAACAUGUGUAUCACUAUGUCACUUGUCACUCCUUUUUAUUGCUGAACAUCAUUGUUCAGUAUCAUGUCAAGAGCACAUUGUUAUUUAUCCAUUCAUCCAUUGAUGGAUAUUUGGGUUUCCACUCUUUAGCUAUUAUGAAUAAUGCUGCUAUGAACAUUUGUGUAUAAGUUUUUGUGCGGAUGUGUGUUUUCAUUUAUCCUGGGUAUAUACUUAGGAGUAAAACUGCUGGGACACACAGUCACUCUUGUUUAAUCUUUGGAAGAACUAUUAUCCCAAGUGGCUGCAUCAUUUUACAUUUCCACCAGCAAUGUAGGAGGCUUCCACUUUCUCCACAUCCUCAGCAACACUUGUUACUGUCCAUCUUUGACUAUACCCAUAAUGUGUGAAGUUGCAUCUCAACUGUGGUUUUGAUUUGCAUUUCCCUAGUGACUAAUGAUGUUGAGCAUCUUUUCAUGUGUUUACUGGCCAUUUGUACAUCUUUGGAUAAAGGUUUUUCAGAUCCUCUGCCCAUUUUAAAUCGGCUUACAACUUACUGAGUUUAAGAAUUCUUUGUAUAUUCUAAUUCCCUUAUUGGAUAUGAUUUGCAAAUAUUUUCUCCCAUUCUGUGGAUCUUUUUAACCCUCUCGAUAGAGUCCUCUUAAGCACAAAAUUUUAAAUAUUUGAUGAAGUCCAAUUUUCUUUGCUUGUGCCUUUGGUGUCAUAUCUGAGAAACCACUGCCAAAUCCAAGGUCAUGAAGAUUUACCCCUAUGUUUUCUUCUAUGAGUUUUAUAGUUCUACCUCUUAGUUAGAUCUUUGAUCCAUUUUGAGUUAAUUUUUGUAUAUGGUGUGAAAUAGGAGUCCAACGUCAUUCUUUUGCAUGUGGAUAUCCAGUUGUCCCACCACUAUUUGCUGAAAAGACUAUUCUUUCCCCCAUUGAAUGAUCUUGGCACCCUUGUCAAAAAACAAUUGACCAUAAAUGUGAGAGGGUUUAUUUCUGGACUCCAAAUUCUAUUACCUCACUUUCUUCAUUAUUGUAGCUUUGUAGUAAGUUUUGAAAUUGGGGCAUGUGAGUCCUCCAACUUUGCUCUUCAGGAUUGUUUUGGCUAUUCUGGGUUCCUUGAAUUUCCAUAUGAAUUAUAACUAACUUGUCCAUCAUUGCAAAGAAGCCAGCUGGGAUUUCACAUUGGAAACUGCUCAAUACUUCAGAAUUUAAUAAACAGUAAGAUAUACGAUUCAUAAGACAUUUAUCUGCAGAUAAUUUGCUUACAACAGCAUAUUAUUUACUUCAUUCAAUUCAUGACAGAAUGUAUAAAAACUAAAACUUUUAUUGAGGGAAAUCUGAAGCCUAAUAGAAUCUUGCUGUCAAACACACAAACUAUGCUUGCAAGUAUCAUUUCUUUUGUGGGGGAAACUUUCAAGUAAAAAUUAUACAUAGUGUAGGAAAAACUCACUCUUACCUUAUUUUAACAUAUUUACUUUUAUUUUUAGAAAUGCUAGAGCGCGGUCUACACCGGAGUUUGUUUAAAAAUUGCGGUAAAAUAUACACAACAUUUGCAGAUUUUUAAAUAAUUAAAUGAAAUGUUACGAACAAAGAAGUAGCAUUAAGUGUUGCCAAUAUUAAGAAAAAAAAAUCUGAGCUGAUUCGGGUACUCUGUGUGGGAGGAGGUUACUUGGACAAAGCAAAGGUAUUUCCAGAUAGAGGUGCUGCUAUGAAUCCAUUCUCAGAGCCCAGAAGAUUGCACCCCUAAAGUGACCCUUGGAAUGGAUGCUCACAGAACCCCAUCUUUCUGUCCACUUGGGGCUUGGUUGCUAAGGCCCACUGACAAACAGCUUACAAGGACUGUUGCUUCCCCUGUGGUCCCAAGAGUACUUCCAUGCUGGGUCAUUCUUAAGCCCAACCUUACAGGGCUGAUAUGAAGAUCAAAUAGGCUACGUGCAUCUAAAGAGCUGUGCAGACACCUACUGAGCUCUGUGUAACUGGCAUUAAAGAUUCAGUGACAUUCCUUCUCAAUUUCCUGAAACUGCCAAAUUGGGGCAGAAGUAAUAGCAAUGUUUUAUAAUAGCAAUAAUGUUAUAAGAGCUUAUAUUUCUUGAGACUCUCAAGUGCUCUGCAGGUUAUUAUCUCAUUAAAUCUUCACAACAA